Molecule: messenger RNA, 1490 nt
Organism: Mus caroli (Ryukyu mouse)
Lineage: Eukaryota; Metazoa; Chordata; Mammalia; Rodentia; Muridae
Gene: Evi2a
Product: ecotropic viral integration site 2A
Cellular component (GO): membrane
Source: RefSeq, a predicted model, not a curated record
UUGUCAUCGCACUGGCAGCUGGACAAGUGAGUCUUUGCUUUCGCCGUGACAUGUAUUUGAGUCGCAGCGGAAAGGAAAUGUGUCAUCUGUGGUUUGGUUUGAAGAGUGGAAAGCUAGCUGUACAUAUCCUCUUAAAACCCUGCAGAUUUCAGUUUCACAGUCUCCAAGCUAUUCUACUUAAAAUCAGAAGAGCAGAACAGAGGUGGCUGACAAAGUGAAGGCUGGGCGAGAGCGCUGGAAGAUAGCAGUGGACCUGUUGGUAUGGAGCACAAAGGACAGUACCUGCAUCUUGUUUUCCUGAUGACAACAGUGUGGGCCUCGUCUCCUGGAACAAGACCAAACUACACACACCUGUGGGCUAGCAGUGUCACUGCCUCGGGUCCCAGUAAUCAGAAUGGCUCCAGCAGACAUCCGAGUGACAAUAACACAAACUUUGUCACUCUUGCCAUGGGUCACAAGGUGAGCACCACAGACAAGCCUGCAUCAUCUCCCACUGUGCCUUUAGCUUCCACAUCUACACCUGAGUCCUCCACGCCCCGUGCCUUCAAAAACAGUUCUCCAACAGCAGAGAUCAAAAGUCAGGGGGAAACGUUUAAAAAGGAAGUCUGUGAGAACACCAGCAAUGCUGCCAUGCUAAUUUGCUUAAUUGUAAUUGCAGUGCUUUUCCUUAUCUGUACCUUUCUAUUUCUAUCAACUGUGGUUCUGGCAAACAAAGUCUCAUCUCUCAAAAGGUCAAAGCAAGUAGGCAAGCGCCAGCCGCGGAGCAACGGUGACUUUCUGGCAAGUAGUGGGCUCUGGACUGCUGAGUCGGACACUUGGAAAAGAGCAAAGGAGCUCACAGGCUCCAACCUCCUGCUGCAAUCUCCUGGUGUGCUUACAGCCGCCAGGGAGAAAAAGCACGAAGAAGGAACUGAAAAACUCAACUAGGCCGCGGGUUGGAAAGGGAAAUGCAAAGCAGCAAUGAGGAAGGCGGAGUUAAAAAUAAAGCUGGCUGGUGGUAUUUCCCAUCCACGUUUGCUCAGAUGAUCCAAAGUCUGACAUGCUCUUUGUUUAGCAUCAAACAGACCAGAAAUGGAGACGUAUGCUUGCUCAAGGUUUAUGUCUGUUUCGUACUUCAUAUUUUUAAGAAAGUAAAUAAAACAACAGCAGCUAAAGAAACUAACAGAAAUAACAUGAGGUAAUUAAACAUUCCUGUUCAGCAGUGAAUGACCUCUGUCUGAAUGUACUUGAACUUGGAAGAGUUAGUUCUAUUAAGCCCUUAGAGCCAAGCAGAUGUCAAAUUCCUAAUGUGUAGAAUUCAACUAUGUAAUGCAAUGGUACAUUCUCACUGGAUGAGAUAGAACUUGUACCAGUUGCUAUCUUAGUACAGCUAAUAUUAGGCUACAUCUUUUUACCUUUACAUAUGGCACAAGACAAGACUGCUUUUCUAUUAUACAUAACACAUUAAAACUUAAUUUUGUACAAUAAAUGAAAACAGACUUUAGAACAAA